CACGCCUGUGCUUGAGAGUUUUCCUGUGUCAGCAGCUGUUGCCACCACAAAACUACAUCCCCAAGGAGCAAUGGGGAACAAGAAGAAGAUUAGCCUUCCAGCAAAGUUAAUCAAUGGAGGUGUGGCAGGGCUUGUGGGUGUGGCUUGUGUUUUCCCCAUUGAUUUGGCCAAAACCCGUCUUCAGAACCAACAAGGACGAACAAUCUACACUGGAAUGUGGGACUGCUUGGUGAAAACUAUUCGCUCGGAUGGGUUCUUCGGCAUGUAUCGAGGAGCCGCUGUGAACCUAACUCUCGUCACGCCUGAGAAAGCGAUCAAGUUGGCUGCCAACGAUUUCUUCCGGCAGCUGCUCUCCCAGGAUGGGAAAGAAUUGCCAUUGGCGAGGGAGAUGCUGGCUGGCUGCGGAGCUGGGAUGUGCCAGGUGGUGGUCACCUCUCCAAUGGAGAUGCUGAAGAUCCAGCUGCAGGAUGCUGGACGGCUAGCUGCUCAUCAGCAAAAUGCCUUGGGACAGGAUGGAGCAGCUGCCGCCUCCUCCCGUCUGCCUCCUGGGCACUCGCCCCCCUCAAAUCGCCCCUCCGCCAUCGUGAUUGCCAGGGAUCUCCUGCGCACCCAGGGACUAGCAGGCCUGUAUAAAGGGCUAGGAGCCACCCUGCUCAGAGAUGUGCCUUUUUCCAUUAUUUAUUUUCCACUGUUUGCCAACAUUAACAAGCUGGGGCAGGAGAGCAGUGAAGAAAAAGCCUCUUUCUUGCAUUCAUUUCUGUCUGGCUGCGGGGCAGGAUCAGUGGCUGCAGUGGCAGUGACUCCCCUGGAUGUUCUAAAAACCCGCAUUCAAACUCUCAAGAAAGGCCUGGGAGAAGAUACCUACAAUGGAAUCAUUGACUGCACCAGGAAGAUCUGGACCCACGAAGGCCCCGCUGCAUUCAUGAAGGGAGCGGGCUGCCGCGCGCUUGUGAUAGCCCCUCUGUUUGGCAUAGCUCAGGGGGUCUAUUUCAUUGGCAUUGGAGAAUAUAUCUUGGGGUUCUUGAAGUAAGGCCAAUUCCAGCUGCAGGGACUCCAGCUCAAGGUUGCACGAAUUCAGCUGAACUGCUUUGUGACAAUGCCCUGUAAG
Messenger RNA from Varanus komodoensis (Komodo dragon), 1108 nucleotides. RefSeq names its product solute carrier family 25 member 18 (gene SLC25A18). Gene Ontology annotation, biological process: aspartate transmembrane transport; L-glutamate transmembrane transport; malate-aspartate shuttle. The coding region runs from base 71 to 1030 and encodes 319 amino acids. Lineage: Eukaryota; Metazoa; Chordata; Lepidosauria; Squamata; Varanidae. The record is from RefSeq and is a predicted model, not a curated record. Gene Ontology annotation, molecular function: L-glutamate transmembrane transporter activity; L-aspartate transmembrane transporter activity. The transcript has 9 exons.